CGCAGGGAUCCUCAUGGGCGGGUGCACCGUGCCACACACCAUGCUGUGCCAUGCCGUGCCGUGCCCUGUGCCGCCUGGCUCACCGCGAGGCACUCACGCAGCGGGGCGGCGCGGGGCAGCAGUUCCCACGGGCUGCUGGGCGGGCGCCAGUGCUGAGCUCAGAGUUUCCAUGCAGAGCGGCCGCUUCCCACAACAGCGGGACGGGGAGCGCGGCCCCAUUCCCACAGGCUGGGGAUCCCGGCCGGCAGCGCCUGCGGGGCUUCUCCUGCCCGCUCUGGUGGGACCACAGGGGAUGCAGGGGAGCCAGCGUCGCCCCAGGGCCCUGUGGGCCUGCAGGGGAGGAUGCGGGGGACCUGGCGGUAAGGUGGGGGAGAGCAGCAGCCCCCCCCUGCAGGAGUUAAGGCAAUGCUGUGUCCAGGGAGCCCGUGCCAGCCCAGCCUGUGCCAGCGCUCCCCGGGGACCCGCGGCCUCGCGCAGCCUCUGCAGCCGGGGAGGAGCGCAGCCGUGGGGGCGCCGAGGGUGAGGCUCCUGGGUUCGGGAAGCGCCCAGUGCCCGUGGGGAGAGCGGGACCAGCCCCACGCAGGGCCCUGGCGCAGAGCCUGCCGCAUCCCCGCAGAGCCGGGGCCACCGUGGAGGGGCCGCGUCCAGAUUCCUCCUCGAUGGCGCUGGGGCGAGGGGCUGCGUGUGGGGCACGGGGGGCAGUGGGGACGUGCGUGGCCACCCAGGCUGCCCUCUGCAAGGUGGCGGCCGGGCACCGCCAGCUGGUGCUGCAGCUGGGGGGCAGCGCCGACGGCCCCCGGCUGCGCGAGGAGCGGCGCGGGAGGAGCGCGGAGGCGCGGGAGCUCAGCGCCGGGCUGCGGAGCGCGCUGCUGGCGGGGCUGCGGCAGGCGGCGAGCCCCGAGGAGCGGCGGGAGCUGGAGCGGCUGUGGGUGCUCUUCCUCUCCGCCCUGGAGCUCUUCCUGCAGGACCUGCGCCAGGCCCACCGCCUCUGCCGGCUCUUCUCCCUGCAGGGGGGCGGCCCGGCCCUGCUGCGCACCGGGCUGGGGGCCCGGCGAGGGGGGGGCCCCGAGCAGCCCCCGGCCCCGCCGUGCCUGGAGGAGGAGAUGGAGCAGGUGAGGGCCGUGCUGGCGGAGAUGGAGAGCACAGCCAACAUCCCCCUCUGGACGGUGGAGGCCACGCAGGCGGCAGGGCCGGGGGAUCUGGGCGCAGCCCCCACGUCCCAGGGGCCGGGGCCUCGUGCUGGGCCCUGCUGCAGGGUCCUGUGAGCCAGGGCAGGGGAUGAGGUGGCAGGGCCAGGGCCGGCCCCCCCCGCUGGUGCGGCACAGCUUGGGGUGGGGCAGCCCCGCGUGCCCCCACCGCCCCGGGAGCUGCCCCCAUCACGCAGAGCGAGCGGGGCUGCCCCUGCUGCGGAGCGUUAAUAAAGCCCCCCUGACCCCACGGGUGUCCCUGUCCCUCC
This is a messenger RNA of Cygnus olor (mute swan), 1456 nucleotides long. RefSeq names its product regulator of G-protein signaling 9-binding protein-like. The record is from RefSeq and is a predicted model, not a curated record. Gene Ontology annotation, biological process: G protein-coupled receptor signaling pathway. Bases 660 to 1265 code for a protein of 201 amino acids. Gene Ontology annotation, cellular component: neuron projection. Lineage: Eukaryota; Metazoa; Chordata; Aves; Anseriformes; Anatidae. The transcript has 2 exons.